CACCGAAGGCUCUAAGAACCUGGAACGGUCCACCCGAGACUCCUUCCGGGACUGCCGGCGGCCUCGAGCAGCCAGCCCAGCACUAGCGGCCGAUCUCCUUUCAGGUGGGAGGACGGCCUGUUGUCCCAGUAACGCAGGAGUCGUCCCCCCCCCCCCCCCGCCCCAAACCAGCUCGCGUUCCUGGGUCGGGGCAGCGCGGGACAGCGCCGGCAACCUGUGCGCGCGGUCAGCCUCGCCACCCUUGCUCCGAAGCACUCCAACCAUGAAGCACAACUUUUCUCUGCGGCUGAGGGUUUUCAACCUCAACUGCUGGGACAUCCCCUACCUAAGCAAGCAUAGGGCCGACCGCAUGAAGCGCUUGGGAGACUUUCUGAACUUGGAGAGCUUUGACCUGGCUCUGCUGGAGGAGGUGUGGAGUGAGCAGGACUUCCAGUACUUAAAGCAAAAGCUAUCGCUCACCUACCCGGAUGCACACUACUUCAGAAGCGGAAUCAUUGGCAGUGGCCUCUGUGUGUUCUCCAGACACCCAAUCCAGGAAAUUGUCCAGCACGUCUAUACUCUCAAUGGUUACCCCUACAAGUUCUAUCAUGGAGACUGGUUCUGUGGGAAGGCUGUGGGGCUGCUGGUGCUCCAUCUAAGCGGACUGGUGCUCAACGCCUACGUGACCCAUCUGCACGCUGAGUACAGCCGGCAGAAGGAUAUCUACUUCGCACACCGUGUGGCCCAAGCUUGGGAACUGGCCCAGUUCAUCCACCACACAUCCAAGAAAGCAAAUGUGGUCCUGUUGUGCGGGGAUCUCAACAUGCACCCCAAAGACCUGGGCUGCUGCCUACUGAAAGAGUGGACGGGGCUCCGUGAUGCCUUUGUUGAGACCGAGGACUUUAAGGGCUCAGAGGACGGCUGUACCAUGGUACCCAAGAACUGCUACGUCAGCCAGCAGGACCUGGGGCCGUUUCCCUUUGGCGUCCGUAUCGACUACGUGCUUUACAAGGCAGUCUCUGGCUUCCACAUCUGCUGUAAGACUCUGAAAACCACUACGGGCUGUGACCCCCACAAUGGCACCCCCUUCUCUGACCACGAGGCCCUCAUGGCUACUUUGUGUGUGAAGCACAGCCCCCCUCAGGAAGACCCUUGCUCUGCCCAUGGAUCAGCGGAAAGGUCAGCAUUGAUCAGCGCGCUAAGGGAGGCGAGGACAGAGCUGGGGCGAGGCAUAGCUCAAGCUCGCUGGUGGGCUGCACUCUUUGGCUAUGUGAUGAUUUUGGGGCUGUCCCUCCUGGUGUUGCUGUGUGUCCUGGCUGCAGGAGAAGAGGCCAGGGAAGUGGCCAUAAUGCUCUGGACACCCAGUGUGGGUCUGGUGCUGGGGGCAGGCGCAGUCUACCUGUUCCACAAGCAGGAGGCCAAAAGCUUAUGUCGGGCCCAGGCUGAGAUACAACAUGUUCUGACAAGGACAACGGAGACCCAGGACCUAGGCUCAGAGCCUCACCCAACCCACUGCCGGCAGCAGGAGGCGGACAGAGCUGAAGAAAAAUAAAACUUGCUUGACACACUCUAA
Messenger RNA from Rattus norvegicus (Norway rat), 1552 nucleotides. It is a transcript of the gene Smpd2, whose product is annotated as sphingomyelin phosphodiesterase 2. Gene Ontology annotation, molecular function: catalytic activity; sphingomyelin phosphodiesterase activity; phosphoric diester hydrolase activity. Gene Ontology annotation, cellular component: plasma membrane; membrane. NCBI's taxonomy places the organism in Eukaryota, Metazoa, Chordata, Mammalia, Rodentia, Muridae. Gene Ontology annotation, biological process: sphingolipid metabolic process; sphingomyelin catabolic process; ceramide metabolic process. The record is from RefSeq and is marked provisional.